This is a messenger RNA of Micromonas commoda, 942 nucleotides long. RefSeq lists its product with no specific name. NCBI's taxonomy places the organism in Eukaryota, Viridiplantae, Chlorophyta, Mamiellophyceae, Mamiellales, Mamiellaceae. The record is from RefSeq and is a predicted model, not a curated record. The transcript has a single exon. Gene Ontology annotation, biological process: ribosome-associated ubiquitin-dependent protein catabolic process; rescue of stalled cytosolic ribosome. Gene Ontology annotation, cellular component: RQC complex. Bases 1 to 942 code for a protein of 313 amino acids. Gene Ontology annotation, molecular function: ribosomal large subunit binding; tRNA binding.
AUGGCGCUGGCCUUCGCCGCGGUGCCCCGGCUCCCUUGCGCGCACUAUGUUCCGCGUCGAGCGCCCCGCGCGCGCGUCGCGCCCUGGAGGCUCCGCGCCGUCGCCGAGGCCGAGGCGCCCAACCCCACCGAUGCGCCGACGCUUCCCUCCGCGGAUAGCGUCGACCUGGAUGGGCUGAAGAGGGAGUGCCGCCGGUUGUGCGACAGGGCGGUGAAGAAGGUGGGGAAGGCGACGACUCGCCUACGCGAGUCGCGCGAAGCCGUCGAGGCGCUGGAAGCCGAUCCGAACCCGAGCAUGGAGGCGCUGGAGGCGUGCCCCGACGUCGACGCGCUGGCGAAAGAUCUCGGCGACGAGAAGGAUCGACUCGCCGCGCUGAACCGACUCGCGGACGCGCUCGCGCCCAUCAAGUCGGUGAACAACCCAAAGUUCAUCGACGACGCGUACCCGCUCGCGGUCGAGCUCGGCGUGAACGACGCCCCGCCCCCGAGGCCCGCGCGUGUCAAGAAGCAGAAGCAGAAGCCGACCAACGCCGGACCCCGCAAGCCGUACUGGACCUUCGUCAGCGCCGACGGCGUCGACAUUCGCGUCGGUCGAACGAGCUCGGACAACGACGAGGUGAGCUGCAACCCCGAGUGCAGGGACAGCAAAGACUGGUGGAUGCACGCCGCGGGGUGCCCGGGGUCGCACGUGGUGAUUCGGUACACGGGCGACGACGGACCGCCAACGGAGACGGUGACGGAUGCGGCGCUUUUGGCCGCCAAACACAGCAAGUCCACGCAGACGGGCAAGGCGAAGGUGUCGAUGGUGCGGUGCAGGCAGGUGAGCAAGCCGCGAGGGGCGAAGCCGGGGCUGGUGCAGCUCAGCGGGGAGGUGAGAACGGUGACGGUGUGCGUCAAGGACGAGGCGGCGCGGUUGGAGAGACUCGCCGCGACCAAGAGCUAG